Messenger RNA from Astyanax mexicanus (Mexican tetra), 4600 nucleotides. RefSeq names its product cadherin 6 (gene cdh6). Gene Ontology annotation, biological process: multicellular organism development; cell morphogenesis; cell-cell junction assembly. Gene Ontology annotation, molecular function: calcium ion binding; cadherin binding. The record is from RefSeq and is a predicted model, not a curated record. The coding region runs from base 247 to 2625 and encodes 792 amino acids. Gene Ontology annotation, cellular component: plasma membrane; catenin complex; adherens junction. The transcript is spliced from 12 exons. NCBI's taxonomy places the organism in Eukaryota, Metazoa, Chordata, Actinopteri, Characiformes, Acestrorhamphidae.
CGUUGACAAGUCGCUAGGAGAGCUCGAGCCGCUGCCUCUCCCAAACAGUUUCUCUCGCGCAUCCAGCGGAUUCGCAUCCACAGCACGGAGUAACAGUCGGCCGCGCGACGCUGAGGUACCGUGUGCCCACACAAGCUGCCAGUGAGCAGGGAGGACUAUGAGGGUGACACCUCCGCAGGACAAGAAGAUUUUAAUCUAGGCAGAUAGGACCAAAGACAGCUGUGGGCUACCCUGAGAUCAGACAGGAUGAGGACUUGGACUGUGUGCCUCUUAUGGGUGUGGGCGGCCCAGAGUGUAGACGCCAUGGCACUUUUAAAAGAAAGGACAGUUGGAGAAGAAGCAAGAGGAACGCAGAAAGAUAGAGAGAUUCUAAAACGCUCAAAAAGAGGUUGGAUGUGGAAGCAAUUCUUUCUCCAGGAGGAAUACACUGGCACAGAUUAUCAGUACAUUGGCAAGCUUCACUCUGAUAUGGAUCGAGGAGAUGGCACAGUGAUGUAUGUCCUCACAGGCGAAGGAGCCGGGACCAUCUUUGUGAUAGAUGCAAACUCGGGUGAUCUGCAUGCCACCAGGAGCUUGGACAGAGAGGAGAAGCCAUAUUACAGUCUGCGAGCACAGGCUGUCAACAAGAAAAACGGUAUCCCCUUGGAGCCGGAGACAGAGUUCAUUGUUAAACUACACGACAUCAACGACAAUGAGCCAAAGUUCGAGAAAGAGGUGUAUAUGGCCAGCGUUCCUGAGAGGUCACACAUCGGCACCUCUGUUAUUCAGGUAACGGCACAGGAUGCAGAUGAUGAAAUGUUUGGCAUGAGUGCAAAACUGGUCUACAGCAUCAGCCAGGGUCACCCAUACUUCAUGGUGGAGGCAAAUACAGGCAUAAUCCGGACAGCCCUGGGGCCCUCGGACAUGGACAGGGAGCAGAGGGAGCAUUACCAGGUGGUGAUUGAAGCCAAGGACAUGGCAGGCCAGAGGGGCGGCUUAACUGGCUCCACUACAGUCAAUAUCACCCUCACCGAUGUGAAUGAUAACCCUCCUCAAUUCUCACAAAGCAUCUACCAGUUCAGCAUCCCUGAGAUGACCGAGGCAGGGGCAGUGGUAGGUCGAGUCCAAGCUGUGGACGCCGACAUCGGCAGAAAUGCUGAGAUGCUCUUCACUCUGACCAGCGGGGAUGGCCUGGACAUGUUCGAUAUAACCACGGACAGAAACACCCAGGAAGGCAUCCUCACUGUGAAGAAGCCGCUCGACUACGAGAAAAAGAAAUCAUACACUCUGCAGAUCCAGGUACGCAACACCCACCCGGACCCGCGAUACGUAAGCCUGGACGCCAAAGACUCAGCCACAAUUAGGGUGGACGUGAAGGACGUGGAUGAGCCUCCCCGUUUCGAGCGCCCCAGCUACAUCUUGGAGGUGAAAGAAGACGCGGCGGUUGGCACUGCCAUUGGCUCCGUCAGCGCAACGGACCCCGAUGCUCGACGCAGCCCAGUCAAGUACACAAUUGAUCGUCACACGGACGUGGACCGGAUCUUUAACAUUCACGCUGGAAACGGGUCCAUAUACCUGAGGAAUCCUCUUGACCGCGAGAACCUGGCAUGGCACAACAUCUCCGUGAUUGCUGCAGAGUUCAAUAACCCCCAGCAGACGAGUCGAGUGCCUGUGUACAUCCGCGUGCUGGAUGUCAAUGAUAACGCUCCCACGCUGGCCUAUUUUUACGAGACCUUUGUGUGCGAAAAUGCUAAAGCAAAUCAGAAAAUUCAAACUAUAACAGCAGUGGAUGCAGAUGAGCCUUCAGGAGGGCAGCGCUACUUCUUCUCUCUGGCACUGGAGAGCUCUGUGAGAGCCAACUUCUCAGUGCGAGACAAUGGAGAUAACACCGCCAGCAUCUUCACCCGCAGAACAGGCUUCAGACGAUCACAGAAGAGCAUGCACCUGGUCUCUGUGGUGAUCUCGGAUGGGGACUUCCCGAUGCAGAGCAGCACAAGCACUUUGACCAUUCGGGUGUGCACCUGCAGCCGUGACGGGACCAUGGAGUUGUGUAACGCAGAAGCGCUGAGUGGCUCAGCUGGACUGAGCACCGGAGCACUUGUGGCCAUUCUUCUCUGUGUCCUCAUCCUGCUCUUGAUAGUGGUGUUGUUUGCUGCCCUGAAGCGGCAGAAGACGAAAGAGCCUCUGAUCAUCUCCAAGGAGGAUGUGAGGGACAACGUGGUCAGCUAUAAUGACGAAGGAGGCGGAGAGGAGGACACACAGGCUUUCGACAUCGGGGCUCUCCGCCACCCGGAGGUCAUGGAGGAGAGCAACAAGCUGAGGCGAGACAUCCUCCCCUCAGAGCCGCUGUACGCCCCACCCCCGCUGCGGCGGGCCACCAACGCACCGUCCCGCGACAACACCGACGUACGGGACUUCAUCAACCAGCGGGUACAGGAGAACGACGGCAGCCCGACAGCUCCCCCUUACGACUCGCUAGCCACCUACGCCUACGAGGGCAACGGCUCAGUGGCCGAGUCUCUGAGCUCUCUGGGCUCGGCUUCGUCAGAGGCAGCGCAGGACUACAACUACCUCAGCGACUGGGGGCCACGAUUCCGCAAAUUAGCUGACAUGUACGGGGGCGAGGACAGCGACUGGGACUGCUAACGGACAUCGCACCCUCUCUGGACUCACGCAAACCAGCUGCCUCUGAGGGAGGUGAAAUGCACAGCUGGAGAGCUGGAGUUAUUUACAAAGUGCCCUUCUCCUUUCCACCCAACUCCGUCCAGCAGACAGGCAAAUACCCAUCGGGCCCUGUUUGCUGACUGCCUUCUCUCUGCAAGGCAGACUGAUUAAGACAGAACAGACGGAGUUGGAAAUGACAAGGAACUCUGCAAUGCAGACUUUGCUUCUGCAUAUACUGCAUUAACUCUUCGGAGGGAAAGUUAUUGCGGCGAGGCAUAUUUUCGGAUAAUCCUGGGUUUUUUCUUUCUCUUUUUUUGAAAUACGUCUGGCCACAUUGCUUUUUUCCGUAUCGCUGAAAAUGUACUUUCAGCACAAGGCUGGCUAUCAGUUUCAGACCUCCUUUUUGAGAUUUUGAAAUGACAUUGCAAAUGGCAGUUUAUCAGCAGGAGAGUUGAGCGCCUGCAUCACUUGAAAAGCUUUUUUGAAGCCAGCAUGGUAUGAACUGCAAACUGAAGAGCCAGGACCAAACCCACUUACCUUCGUCUCCAUGAAUGUGUCUGGAACUAAAGCGAAAGUGGCCUCGGUCUACUCUCUGCUAUACUAGUGUGUGCGAAAGGCAGCUCAUUAUAAAACAGUGUCUUGACAGGUGUUAGCGACUGAGAUCACUGUUUCGCUGUUUACCAUCAAACCUUUUGUGUAUUUUCACUGUUUUUUUGGGUUUUGGGGGGUUACAUGUGCUACAGACCACAUUAAUCUGUUACCAUGCUCAAAGCAGACUCAGUGCUUUAAGAGUGGGGGGAGUGUUUAAUGAUUGGCACGGGUUUUCAUCAUCCGCUGGAAAAAGUGCCAGAAGCUUCCAAUUAUCUACUCUGUCAUAGGCACUAAAUGUGGUUUACUUGGAUUUAUGCUGCAUUUUGGCACUCGUUUGCCUGAACUUAGCACUACCCCACAUUUGUGUCUUCUCCCAUGAGAAGCAUAUUUAUAGUCACCUCAUGACUUGUGCUAAACUAAACAUUCCAUACAUUUGCCUCCCAGUGUUGUUUUUUAUGCUACAAGCGCUUACAUGUACAAGUAAAACAUCUCUUUUUUACUUAAAAGAUAAAGCUAUCAGAUGCAGAAUUCUCAACCCAAACAGGAAAAGUUCUGAGAUGAAUAUCAAUAUGUAUUGUUUCCAUAGGUUUUCAUACGUUUACAAAUCCAAAAAAAGGUUAAAAGCUAAAGCUUUAUUCAUGCCUGUAGGUCCUAAUACUAUCGUUUCCCUGCGAUACUCUGCUCCUAAAAGAACCCAUCAGAAGCCUUUGUAAGUAAUAAAAAAUACAGAAGAUUCAUUCCGUCACUGAAUGAUAAUCACGGCAGUCCAAUGCCGAGGUAUGACUGGGAUGUUAAAAUAAAUCACCGCCCUGCUAUUUUGCCCUCAGUGCCAGCCACAAAAUGAGUCUGGAAUUGCAUUCGGCGCCUCAGUUAUCAAGGGGAUGAAAAGAGGUUAUUUUUAAAAUAUACAUAUGAUUGAACUGGGCUCCAAGCAGCGGAAGGGCAGAUAAAUAUUUGUGUUUUAGGUGCACGCAGCAUACAGAUCUCACCUCCAGUAAUAUUCCCGUGCUUUUCGUCGGUGACAUACUGUAAAAUAAAGUAAUAAAUACAGAAAAAAGGAGAAAAAAAUAAAACGAUCCUAACUGAUGUUGUACAAAUGUGGUUCUAUGAAACAGUGCAUUGUUGCAGUGAUUUGGGAGAGUAGAAGGUGUUCAUGUACUACUUUGCUUUAAAUCCUGUGAUUCUUUUUGUACCAAAUAUUUAUAUGACAUAACUCGGUGACUAAUAUUCUUGGGAAAAUGUACGUCCAAUAUUAUCGUUUUAAAUGUGUUUUGCGGGUGUGAAACUUUCACAGUAAACCUGUUACAGUUCGUAUAUUGUACAGAUGGAUAACUUUCAUUACAAUAAAUGUUCUCUUUUACAGAAA